Messenger RNA from Ictalurus punctatus (channel catfish), 492 nucleotides. RefSeq names its product ribosomal protein L27a (gene rpl27a). Gene Ontology annotation, molecular function: structural constituent of ribosome. Gene Ontology annotation, cellular component: cytosolic large ribosomal subunit; ribosome. The record is from RefSeq and is marked provisional. Gene Ontology annotation, biological process: translation. Lineage: Eukaryota; Metazoa; Chordata; Actinopteri; Siluriformes; Ictaluridae.
CUCCAAGAUGCCUACUAGGACUUCGAAGACCAGGAAGCUCCGUGGUCAUGUGAGCCAUGGACACGGCCGUGUGGGUAAGCACAGAAAACACCCUGGAGGUCGCGGUAAUGCUGGUGGCAUGCACCACCACCGCAUCAACUUCGAUAAAUAUCACCCAGGGUACUUUGGGAAGGUGGGUAUGAGGCACUACCACUUGAAGAGGAACACCAUCUUCUGCCCCACCAUCAACCUGGACAAGCUGUGGACGCUGGUCAGUGAGCAGACCCGACUGAACCACGCCCAGAAACCUGACGGCCCCGCCCCCAUUAUCGAUGUGGUCCGUGCUGGUUACUUUAAGGUGCUGGGUAAAGGUAAACUCCCCAAACAGCCCGUCAUCGUCAAGGCCAAAUUCUUCAGCCGGCGGGCGGAGGAAAAGAUCAAAGAAGCGGGCGGAGCCUGUGUGCUCACCGCAUAACACACUCGCUGUUUUUGCAAAAUAAACUAUAUUAAAAG